UGCUCACAUGAGUUUUUGUGUAUAUGUCGAACUGCUGCUGUGACUGGUUGCUAUGCUGUACACAUAUUCAGAGUAAACGAAAUAUAGAUAACAUUAUCCGAUUAUGCAUUUAGUAACUGUUUAUGUCUAUAGAAAUAUUGCAUAAAGAAAAUGAAAGUAGUCGCGUUGAUAAGUGGGGGCAAAGACAGCUGUUAUAACAUGAUGCAAUGUGUUGCUGCUGGGCACCAGAUAGUAGCGCUGGCCAACCUGCGUCCUGCUAACAAGGAUGAGUUGGACAGCUACAUGUAUCAGACGGUGGGGCACCAGGCCAUAGACCUGUAUGCUGAGGCUAUGGAUCUGCCCCUGUACCGACGCACCAUCCAGGGCUCCAGCCUCGACACUGGGAGAAACUACAGCCAGACAGAGGGAGACGAAGUGGAAGACCUCUACCACCUACUGAACAUGGUUCAGGAAAAGGAGGAUGUCGAGGCAGUGUCUGUAGGGGCCAUUCUUUCAGACUACCAAAGAGUACGAGUGGAAAAUGUGUGUGUGCGACUGGGUCUGCAGCCCCUGGCCUACCUGUGGCGCCGUGACCAGGCAACCCUGCUCUCCGAGAUGAUAUCAUGUGACCUCCACGCCCUCCUCAUCAAAGUGGCCGCCUUCGGGCUGGAUCCUGAGAAACACUUGGGGAAACCUCUGGCUGACAUGGAGCCCUAUCUAACUCAGCUUUCGGAGAAGUAUGGUGUCCAUGUCUGUGGAGAAGGGGGCGAGUACGAGACAUUUACUCUCGAUUGUCCUCUGUUCAAGAAGAGACUUGUUAUAGAUGCUAUGGAGACAGUGAUCCACUCUGCAGAUGCCUUUGCUCCGGUUGGCUACCUGCACUUCAGCAUGAUGCACACAGAGGACAAGGUGAAUGGCCCGGUGGCGAGUGCUUUGCCCCUCGGUAGUUGUCCUUGCCAGAGUGUCAUUGAAAAGAUGACUGAGGAGGCUGAUCAAGCUGAAGACAUCCAGGAAGAAUUUACAUCAAAUGGCGACCUUAGUUGUCAUCGGGGCCGUGACUUCCCGUCCUGCUCACCUAAAAGCUCCAGGGGCUACCAGUGGAUCUCAGGCAUCACCGGGCUUCACAGCCCAGACCCAGGGAUCCAGAGUCAGACCAAUACAGCAUUCUCUCUGCUUCAAGCUGAGCUGGAGAAGAGAGGCUGGCAGCUGAAGCAUAUUGUUCUGGUUCACCUGUAUGUGAGGAACAUGGAGGACUUCAUUUCACUCAACAAAGUCUACACCAUCCACUUUGGCGUAAACCCCCCUGCCAGGGUGUGUGUCCAGGCACUUCUACCUGCCGGUCAGCUCCUCCAGAUGGACUGUCUGCUCCACGACUGGCCCCCGGAGCCACAGGAGGCCCAGCAGGAGGCUACCUUUCACCACAGAGAGGCUCUUCAUGUCCAGAGCCUGUCCCACUGGGCUCCCGCCAACAUCGGGCCCUACAGCCAGGCCCUCAGGGUGGAUGAGGCAGUGUUCUGUGCAGGCCAGAUCGCCCUGGUGCCUUGUACCAUGCAGCUGGUGAGGGCUGGAGCAAGGACCCAGGCCUGCCUGUCCUUCAGCCACAUAGAGAAGGUUCUGGAAGCAGUGAUCAGCAGCCUUACCCUGGGCCAUGUGCUGCAGGCCCACUGCUACGCCACCCGCAGCCAAGACAUCCCUGUCAUCAGAGCAGUCUGGGACAGCAAGCUGAGGGCCGCACAAGAGAAGGAGGAAUCAUUUGGGGAGCAAGAGAUUCAGAGUGGACCCUUGGUGGUUACCGUGGUCCCUGCCUUACCCAGGGGAGCGGCUGUGGAACUGCACGUCAUUGCUGCCCACGACGACCCCAGACACAGGACUUCCUGUCACAUGACUACUGAGGUGGCGUGUGGAACCAUAGAAUGUCAUGCCAUGCUGUCCAGCGAUAGCCAGUGUGCCACUGUAUCCUUGGCACUGAUGGUGCCCAGCUCUGCGCCAGCUGUCUCAGGGGUGGAAGGGGAGAUACUGGUUGCACUGGUUGCUACCCUUCAGAGUGCCAUGCAGAAGAUUGGUGGUGGGAUCUCUCCACUGUGUGCCAGGGUGUUCUACAAGUGUAACAAUGCUCUGGCUGGACAGCUUGUAACAGGACUUGAGGAAUGUUUGAGGACCACUCUAGGCCAGGCCAGCCCAUCUGUGGCCUUUGCUCCAGUCCUAGACUUGCCUGACUCUGCUGUCCUCCACCUGUCCUGCUGGCUCAGUCUGUAGAGAGUGAGACCUAUCUGAAUGUGCUGAUGUAGUAUGUUUCUGUACAUAUAUGUAUAAUUGCGUACAUAUGAGUAUAGAGGCUUACUUAAGACACUAGGCUAGUAAUCCACUGUAUCCUUCAAACAAGGCUUCCAACAGCUGUCACUCUGAAACAGAGAGCAUUUAUGAGACAGAUCUAAUGUACAGUACAGGACAGUACAGCCCACAUGCCACAGCACCAGAGAGCUGCAGUCAGUGUAUCCCAGACCACGAGCUAAUAGCUACUAUAUAUCCCUGCAUCUUCCACUGUUAUCAAUAGAUUCACACUUAGCAAGCUAACACCCCUAAUAAAAUCCUAGGUUGUAGAAAAGCUAUACAUUGAUUUGUUUUUAGGGUGUUAUGCAUUGUUUGUGUCUGCCUGGUGUUUGGCACGGCCAGAGACUGGUUAUUACAAUAAGCAAUCAGAACCAAGCACCUGAAAAGAUUAAGCCUCUUUAUGUUGCCCAUUGAUUCUAACACAGUGUGGUUUAUAGGAGAGGGUCGUUCCCCUAGCCUACACACAGCUGCAGGGCUGGCGUCCACACAAAGAGAGCGGAGGAGUGUGUGUUUGUGCACUAUAUAUAGUGUGUGUGUUUGUGCGUGCGUGCGGGGUGUGAAGAAAACAACACCAUUAACUAUUGCUCCUGGAACAUUUAUUUUCUCAAACAUUAUGAACCGUAUUGACGAGCUCAAUUGGAAUGCAUCUUUACUCAGGCUCUAUCCUCUCCAUUGUGCUGGUGAUGGAGGGAACAGAGUGGGCUAUUGAUCUCAACCAUCUAUCUGUUGUUUUCAUUGCUCUUAUCAAAAAUUGAACAAUAGAGGCAACCAACAGCGCCUGAAGAUUUUAAUGAAGGUUAAAAAAAAACAGACAAGCAAUUAUCUAUGAGGCUGAGCAAAAUAACGCACCACUAUAAUACAUGUUAAGAUUCACCAUGUAGGUUUAGUCUACCUAAAGGAAAUGCAAGGGCACAUAUGGAAUAUACCUUGAGAGGGAAAAUCAUGUAUAAAACAGCAGCACCGCUCAAUUUAACAAUGUGUAUAAGUUCCUUAUUAAAAUGCUGAACACAUGUUGGAAGUUUA
Molecule: messenger RNA, 3333 nt
Organism: Oncorhynchus kisutch (coho salmon)
Lineage: Eukaryota; Metazoa; Chordata; Actinopteri; Salmoniformes; Salmonidae
Gene: dph6
Product: diphthamine biosynthesis 6
Exons: 16
Coding region: 151-2235 (694 amino acids)
Biological process (GO): protein histidyl modification to diphthamide
Molecular function (GO): diphthine-ammonia ligase activity
Source: RefSeq, a predicted model, not a curated record